Molecule: messenger RNA, 3367 nt
Organism: Oncorhynchus keta (chum salmon)
Lineage: Eukaryota; Metazoa; Chordata; Actinopteri; Salmoniformes; Salmonidae
Product: CUGBP Elav-like family member 5
Exons: 13
Coding region: 178-1812 (544 amino acids)
Biological process (GO): mRNA splice site recognition; regulation of alternative mRNA splicing, via spliceosome
Cellular component (GO): ribonucleoprotein complex; cytoplasm; nucleus
Molecular function (GO): mRNA binding
Source: RefSeq, a predicted model, not a curated record
AAUAUGGCUUUCGCUCGGUGGUUAUCGCCCCUAUCAACCCCCUCUCUUCUGUACUAUGUGUGUGCGAGUUUGUUGUGUUUCGGAUAGAAAGUGAGCCUGGUUUCCAGCUGAGUGCUUGCUCUCUCUCUCUCUCUCUGUGUGUGUUGUCAUUAUUAUCCAGUCUGCUCCCAGCUCAGAAUGGCCAGAUUCACUCAGACUGAAACAAGAAGGCAGCAGCAACCACAGCAGCCCCAUCCCGCUCACACCAGCCUGGUUUUCACUGGACCUGGGGCAACACCGAUCCAACAACCACUACUACUUAUCCCUCACCAGCACCAGUACUCUCAGAUCACAUUUCCUAAACCCAUGAACGGGUCAGAAUCCAUUUCAAUUCAUCCGGAGAGCGGCAACAUGAAAGACCAAGAUGCCAUAAAGCUGUUUAUCGGGCAGAUACCGCGGAACCUAGAGGAAAAGGACCUGAAACCUCUGUUUGAACAGUUUGGGAAAAUCCACGAACUGACUGUUCUGAAGGACCGAUACACCGGCAUGCACAAAGGCUGCGCGUUCCUCACCUACUGCGCCCGCGAGUCGGCCAUCAAAGCCCAGAACGCCCUCCAUGAACAGAAAACACUGCCAGGGAUGACUCGGCCCAUCCAGGUGAAGCCGGCUGACAGUGAGAGUCGUGGAGAAGACAGGAAGCUGUUUGUCGGGAUGCUAAACAAACAACAGACUGAGGAGGACGUGUACCGCCUCUUUGAGCCCUACGGAGUCAUCGAGGAGUGCACCGUCCUAAGAGGUCCCGACGGAAACAGCAAAGGCUGUGCCUUUGUAAAGUUCUCCACACAUGCUGAGGCCCAGUCUGCAAUCAGUGCCCUUCAUGGCAGCCAGACCAUGCCAAACGGCUCCGAUUCUCUCCCCCCCCAGGGUGCGUCCUCCAGCCUGGUGGUGAAGUUUGCCGACACCGACAAGGAGCGCACCAUCCGCCGCAUGCAGCAGAUGGUGGGCCAGUUUGGCAUCUUUAACCCAGCCAUCGCCCUUCCCUUCAGCACCUACAGUACCUACGCACAUGCAGCACUGCUGCAGCAUGACAAUGAGCUCAUGCAGCAGCAGGCAGCCAUCAUGGCAGCGAGCCACGGGGGCUACCUGACGCCCAGCAUGGCCUUCCCCGCCACCCAACUCCACCAGAUGGGGGCACUCAGCAUCAACGGCCUCCCACCCAACUCCAUGACCCCGGUGUCUGGGGAGUUCCACCAGGCACUGGGUCUUAGCUCUCCACCAGCCAACAUCACCACUCCCAGCAUCGUCACUCCCAUCGUCAACGGUUUCACGGGCAUCCCCCACCAUCAGCCCAACGGACAUCCCGCCGUGGAGACCAUGUACAGCAACGGCCUGCCGUCCUAUUCCACCCAGAGCCCCACCGCCGCAGACACCCUCCAGCAAGCCUUCACCGGAGUACAGCAAUACACAGCUAUCUACCCAGCUGGCACACUGACUCCCAUAGGCCAGACACUGCCUCAGCCAUCACAGGUCAUCCAGCAGCAGCAACAGAGAGAAGGUGAGGGGCCCGAGGGCUGUAACCUGUUCAUCUACCACCUGCCACAGGAGUUUGGAGAUAAUGAACUCAUGCAGAUGUUUCUGCCUUUCGGGAGCGUCAUCUCCUCCAAGGUCUUCAUGGACCGAGCCACCAACCAGAGCAAAUGCUUCGGGUUUGUGAGCUUCGACAACCCAGCUAGCGCACAGGCAGCUAUUCAAGCCAUGAAUGGCUUUCAGAUUGGAAUGAAGAGGUUGAAAGUCCAGUUAAAACGACCGAAGGAUGCCAGCCGCCCUUACUGACACAACCUAGCCCUCAGUGUUCACUGCAACAGCACAGGUUUUGAGGACAACUGAAGAUAUCUUGGAGUUCAACUUUAUUUCUUUGAAAACAAAAAUUCUGUUUAAAAAAAAUCCACACAAGGAAUUUUCGAAGACAUAUCAGCAUUUACUUAUGAAGAAGACGUAGGCUAUUGCAAUGAUGAAGAGAUUGAAGAUGGUGUGAAGGAGUUGGCAGCAGCUACACCGAAGGACUUCAACGCAACAAACGGCACAGUGCAAGAAAUACAAGAGAAGUUUAAAAAAAAAAAAACUGAAAAAAGAUGUGAAACUUUUCUUGUUGAGACUUGAAUUGUUAAUUAAGCAACAAACAAACAAAAAAGCAGCAACAACAAAAUAGAUUUCUAUAUACGUAUUAUAUACACAUAUAUAUAAAGAAAGAGGCGCUUGUGGCUUUUACUAUACUGGAUAAAUGAGGGUUAACACUUGAAGAUCAAGAAAAACAGUGGAAAAAGAGAAGCUAUUCUGUCCUACUGAUGGACUUUCUUUCUCUUUCCCUCUUUCUCUUAUUCUCUCACCAUCUCUCAGCAAGCGCCAGACUAUGACUUUCUGGGGUCACUGAGGUUUCCAUUAGCUACAGUACAACUGAAAAUCUUUCACCCCUAAGGGACCAAAGGACCAAACAUUUUUAUUGCUCUCAACAGUAAUAUAAUAUAGUAUUAAUGAUACUAAUACUACAAACUACUACUAAUAAUGUUACAAGUUAAAACUUAAGAAGAAACUUACUAGCUUCAGGUUGGAGCAGGAAAAGGGGUUUUUCUUUUAUUUUCCUUUUACAUUUAUAGCUACUGGGUUUGAGAAUAUUAAAAAAUCUAAAAAAAAAUAAAAAAUAAAAAAAGUAUUUUAAAAGCUAUACUAUUUUAGUGGACGUAGAAUAUGUGGAUUAGAGAUUGUUUUGGGCAUGUUCAGAUCUGCUGUUAGCAGUCAUCAUUCCAAAUCUGGACUCAUCAUCUUGGACAUAUCUCUCUAGUAACUUCUCUGUGUUGAAGGAACAAAGCAACUCUGAGUAGCUGCUCAUAAAGCGCCACACUGUAGUGCCAAAAGAUAUCCCGGAAAUUGUGUCAAACCAAACAUUCAAGACAUACAGUGUAUUGAACAAUAUUUUCAAUCUUCUGCUGUUUCUAGUCCCCCUGUCAGCGCACUGCGUUCCAUUGUGAUGUAUUAUCAUUGUAGACCACCAUCUUUUUUUAUUGCAGAAAAAGGCAUUCCGUGUCAGGAAAAAGAGAGGCAGUGUCAUUAAAGCACUGAUAAUACAGAUAAUCUGACCAUAAAGCACUGAUAAUACAGAUAAUCUGACCAUAAAGCACUGAUAAUACAGAUAAUCUGACCAUAAAGCACAGCUGUAAAAGUGCCACCCGGUAGUGUGGAUACGGAGCAGUAAAGAAGCUCAACAUCUUUAACUGGUUAAUAAAAUAUACAAAUUACCCUGACAAUGGUUAUAAAAUUGCCAACCAAGCAUUGCAGUGCCUACUGGGUCCUGCCCCCUACCGCUGCCAGCUUUCUCCAGCUGCUCUCUGCG